GUGCGUCACGUGUCUCGCGGCGCCUGCAGGAAGUCGAAGCGGCGGAACGAGCGGUCAGUCGGAGAGCGAGAGAGGAGGCGAGCGCUGCGUUACAGACGGAGGGACGGGCAGACUGUCGGUCGGUCGGUCGGUCGUGACGUCUCGAGAUCAUGGUGGUCCCGGCCCGCAGCGUGUGCCGCUGAGAGGAGAGGGGCGCGGCGCUGCCCGGGAUGGAGCUCUUUCAGGCUAAAGACCACUACAUCCUUCAGAGCGGGGAGAACGCGCUGUGGUGCAGCCGGAGCGACGGCAGCGUGAGCGUCAGACCCGCCACUGACUUGCUGCUGGCAUGGAAUCCUGUUUGCCUCGGCCUGGUGGAGGGCAUCGUGGGAAAGAUUCAGCUUCAUGCAGACCUCCCACUGGGCCUCGUCCUCAUCCGCCAGAAGGCCUUGGCUGGCAAGCUGCCAGGGAACCAUGAGGUAUACAAAAUCACCAAGAUCUGUGUGAUCCCCUUGUCAGACGAUGAGCCGCAGGACUUGGAGCUGGAGUUGUGUAAGAAGCACCAUUUUGGGAUUAACAAGACCGACCGAAUUACUCAGUCGCCGGAUGAUUCCAAGUUUCUGCUCAAGACCCUCAGCCAGAUCAAAUCUAACGUUGCUGUGCCCAUGAAGAAAAAGGUGAAGGAGAACAAAGAAAAGGAGCGGCUGGAGCGGCGGCUGCUUGAAGAAUUGCUCAAGAUCUUCAUGGACUCCGAUUCCUUCUACUAUAGCUUGACCUAUGACCUGACGAAUACUGUGCAGCGGCAGAGUGAGCGAGACGGGCGUGAUGUGCCACUCUGGCAGAAGGUGGACGACAGAUUCUUUUGGAACAAGCACAUGCUGGAGGACCUCCUCAAUUUAAAAGACCCGAAAGCCGAUUUCUGGGUUCUCCCCAUCAUUCAGGGAUUUUUUCAGACAGAAGAGCUGGUGGUGAACUACAAUGACACCUCUGAUGAGGAGAAGAGCAGCCCUGAAACCCCCGCCCAUGAUUCUGGCUGCGUGGACGACCUCCACCCUCGCUUUGUGGUGGCCCUCAUCUCUCGCCGAAGUCGGCACCGUGCAGGUAUGAGGUAUAAAAGGAGAGGGGUGGACAAGAAUGGCAAUGUGGCAAAUUACGUGGAGACGGAGCAGCUGAUCCACGUCCACAGCCACACGCUGUCGUUCGUCCAGACGAGGGGCUCCGUCCCGGUGUUCUGGAGUCAGGUGGGCUAUCGCUACAAUCCUCGUCCUCGCCUGGAGAAGGGAGAACAAGAGAACAUUCCGUACUUUGCAGCACAUUUUGAAGAGCAGCUCAAGAUCUACAAGAAGCAGGUUAUCAUUAACUUGGUGGACCAAACCGGGAGGGAGAAGCUCAUCGGAGACGCCUACCUCAAGCAGGUUCUGCGCUACAACAGCCCUGACCUCACCUACGUGUCCUUUGACUUCCAUGAGCACUGCCGAGGGAUGAAGUUUGAGAACGUCCAGACCCUGACUGAUGCCAUCAGUGACAUCAUCCUUGACAUGAAGUGGUGCUGGGUGGACCAGGCGGGAGUGAUCUGCAAGCAGGAAGGCAUCUUCCGAGUGAACUGCAUGGACUGUCUGGAUCGCACCAACGUGGUACAGGCUGCCAUAGCCAGGGUGGUGAUGGAGCAGCAGUUGAAGAAGCUCGGGGUGAUGCCUCCAGAACAGCCGCUGCCCCUCAAAUGUUACCGAAUCUACCAGAUCAUGUGGGCAAACAACGGGGACACGAUCAGCCGCCAGUACGCCGGCACAGCGGCGCUCAAGGGUGACUUCACCAGGACAGGAGAGCGCAGGCUGACCGGAGUGAUGAAAGACGGGGUCAACUCGGCCAAUCGCUACUACCUGAACCGCUUCAGGGAUGCCUACAGGCAAGCCGUCAUUGACCUCAUGAUGGGCAUCCCGGUGACAGAAGACCUCUACUCGAUCUUCACAAAGGAGAAGGAGCACGAGGCCCGGCAGGCCGGCCAGCGCAGCCAACAGGAGCUGGUCAGCCUCCUCCUGCAGAACUACAUGGAGAUGCUGCUGCCCGACGGAGAGAAGUUCCACGGGGGGUGGGCACUCAUCGACUGUGACCCCAGCCUCAUUGAUGCCACUCACAAAGAUGUUGACGUCCUCCUGCUGCUCUCAAAUGCUGCCUACUACGUGGCCUAUUAUGAUGAUGAUGCCGACAAGGUGAGCCAAUACCAGCGCCUGAGCCUGGACGACCUGGAAAAGAUCGAGAUUGGACCAGAGCCAACGCUUUUUGGGAAGCCCAAGUUCUCCUGCAUGCGGCUGCACUACAGGCACGGCGAGAUGAGUGGGUACUUCCAUACCCUCCGGGCAGUGACCCGCAGCCCUGAAGAUGAUGGCAAAGAUACGCUGCAGUGCAUCGCCGAGAUGUUGAGGAUCACCAGGCAGGGCGCCGGCCAAGACGUCCCGGUGGUGGAGAGGAAGCUGGAAAGAAAGCGCAGCAAGCCUCACGAGGACAUCCUGGGGGUCCAAGGCAAAGGGCAGGGGCAGCUGCUGGGGAGCACAGGACUGGCGCAGGGCAAGAACUUCCUGCUCAACAAGUUCUCGUCGUUAAACCAGAAGGUGAAGCAGACCAAGUCCACCGUCAACAUCGGCAACUUCAAGCCCCUCGGCAAGCUGGGCAACUUCCCCAAACCAGAAAUGAAAGUCAACUUUCUGAAGCCCAACAUGAAGGUCAACCUGUGGAAGUCGGACAGCAGCCUGGACACCGUCGACGGGACCCCGGCGGGCAAACUCAAGGAGCCCUCCGAUUCCGACAUGGAGAUCUCGUCCGACUCGGAUUCCUUCCACUCCGAGAGCGAGGAGGGGAGGCAGCGCGCCGGCUCCCUGGACAACGCCGACUACGUGCUGCCCAGCUGUGGCAUCGUGGUGACGGCGCCCCGCGUGGGCAGCCGCUCCCAGUCCCUCACCAGUACAGACCUCGGCAUCCCCAUCCCCUCCAUCAUCCGGGUCACAAACUGCGACGGCAUCCUGGAGGGCCAGCGCCCCGAGCCCCCCGCUCAGCCCGACGACGGCCUCCUCAUUGACUUUGGCACCCCGAUCGAUGCCUACUGCCACCAGUUUGUGCAGGACGCCCAGAGCAAAUCGCAGACGGCGCCGGAGGCCGAGCCGGGGAUGAGCCCGAGCCGAGCGGCCGAGCCCCCCGCGGACCCUCUGCCCGAGCAGCAGCCCCCGCCGCCCAGACCCUCGAAGCUGGAGGUCCAGUCGGAGGUCACCGUGCUGUCCCUCCAGGCCCCGUCCUCCGCCGCCUCGUCGUCCUCGCAGAAGAGCCUGGGGUCCCAGCUGGAGGUGGACGUCGGCCCCUCCCCCGCCGAGGGCAACGGAGGCCGCGUCGUGUCCCCCUUCGCCAAGAUCCGCAGCUCCAUGGUGCAGGUGGCCAGCCUGACGCAGGCGGGCCUCACCCAGGGCAUCAGCUUUGCGGUGGCCAAGGUGCAGAAGAGCCCUGAGCCCGAGACCCUCAACGAGGCCCAGGAGAACGAGCUGAAGGCCAUGUUCACGCAGUGCCAGACGAGGAUCAUCCAGAUCUAGCGCCCCCCCCUCGUCUGGCUGGACAGACCACCACCUCCCACCCGCCGUAUGUGUUUUAGACGUCUUUAUUUAUUCCUGUCUCGAGUGUUUGUUCGCGCGCGCGGAGGGGAAACAAUCUGCUGGAUUUUAAACCGUCGAUAA
Messenger RNA from Erpetoichthys calabaricus (reedfish), 3692 nucleotides. RefSeq names its product inositol polyphosphate-5-phosphatase F (gene inpp5f). Gene Ontology annotation, cellular component: clathrin-coated endocytic vesicle; early endosome. Gene Ontology annotation, biological process: phosphatidylinositol dephosphorylation; regulation of endocytic recycling. NCBI's taxonomy places the organism in Eukaryota, Metazoa, Chordata, Cladistia, Polypteriformes, Polypteridae. The transcript has 20 exons. Gene Ontology annotation, molecular function: phosphatidylinositol-4-phosphate phosphatase activity. Bases 210 to 3551 code for a protein of 1113 amino acids. The record is from RefSeq and is a predicted model, not a curated record.